Acanthoscelides obtectus is the source of this 1158-nucleotide messenger RNA. Lineage: Eukaryota; Metazoa; Arthropoda; Insecta; Coleoptera; Chrysomelidae. The record is from the annotation of a GenBank genome assembly.
AUGGCAAAUGAAGUACAAAAUUUGUUAAAAGGUGAAUUUUCUCGGCUUCCGCUUGCUGAAAAAAUAAUAAUAAAAUCCCUUGGAAGGCCGAUUCCAAAUAUCAACCUUACUCAGGCUGAUAAAUCGACGAAAGCUGGUUGUUUUAAGAGACAUUUUAAGAAAGAUAUCUAUAACAAAAACAAAUGGAUAUGCGGUUGUGGCACAUUAAACGCCCUGUUUUGUUUUCCGUGCUUACUGUUUUAUUCAGAUGCAGCGGAAAAGACAUGGACAAGAACUGGAUUUAAAGAUUUAAAGCAUAUAAACCAGAAAAUUAGUAAGCAUGAAAAUUCGGCUCGUCACAUGAUUUGUUCGACAGAAUUAGCUUUAUUGGGAACAGCUAGUAUCGCUGCUCAGUUAGAUUCCGCUUACAGGCAAAAUAUUAUUAAGCACAACGAGCAAGUGGACAAAAAUAGAUAUCUUUUAAAAAGAAUAAUAAACUGUAUAAAGUUUUGCGGUAAAUUGGAAUUAGCGUUAAGAGGGCACGACGAAAGUGAAGACUCUGAAAAUCGUGGCAUUUUUCGAGAGUUGAUUAAUUUUACGUCCGAACUGGAUACAAUAUUAAAGGAACAUUUAAAAAGUGCGACUCUGUUUAAGGGUACUUCUAAAACAGUACAAAAUGAAAUACUAGAUAGUAUGUUGGAAGUCUGCCAACAAGAAAUUCGACAGCAAAUUAAUGCAGCAGAGUUUUUAGCUAUACAGUGCGACGAAACAACAGAUAUUUCACAUCAUUGUCAAAUGGUAAUGAUAUUUAGAUAUCUCCAUGAAGGUGAAAUACAAGAAAGAUUUUGGCGUUUUUUGAGCGUUACGGACAAGACAGCUGAAGGUUUGGCAAAGUGUAUCGAAGAAGAACUAGGCCCAUUAUUAAAAGAUUCACCCCACAAAUUAAUUGCGCAAACUUAUGAUGGUGCAAACGUAAUGAGCGGUAGCAGUGGUGGAGUUCAAACAAAAAUAUCAGAACGCUCAUUUUAUACACUGUUACGCUCACCAACUGAACUUAAUUAUGCAGAGAGCAGCCAGCCAAAAUCCAAAAGUAAAAGUGUUUUUUUCAAACCUGUCGGCAAUUCCAAGUUUCUUCUCCAACUCCACGCACAGAUGCGAUUUAUUGGAAAAAAUAGUUAA